GGAAAAAAAAACUUUUUUUUCCAAGUUGUCAAUUGUUUUUUCCUGAUUUACCAACAUGACGAGACUUCCCAGUCCAGGAAACAGAAUGCCAAAUUCUAAACAGAACAUACUCGCACCCAUUCGAUUAACUGGGUUUCAUGAACAGUAUAAACAUCUAUUUGAUGACGAGAAGGAUUUUACAUUUAUCAAACUAUUGGAAGCAAUUAAUAUGAAAGCACUUGAUUUUCCGAGUUAUUCUAAAUUUCCUCGAAUGGAUCUAUCAGCCCUUUACUGUUUAGGUGUUACUAUUCAAGAAUAUGCACGAUAUCUAGGUACAGACCUUUUGACCGAAAAACGAGCAACAGAAAACUUGACACCACUAAAUACCCUAUAUGAUCAAGAAGAAAUUAAAUCAAGGCAGUGGCUCUCGAUCAUCAACUCCCAACAACAACGUCGCCCUAAAAAACAGAUUAUAGAAAAGGCGAAUCCUUCCCGUUAUGAACAGAUGCUGAGAUUGCCAGAGUGGAGAAAUAAUUUAAAAAGGAAGCGAAGCGAAGAAGCAAAUGCAGAAGCGACUAAGAUACGACGAGAAAAGAAUGACAUAAGAGUUCAGAAAAUUAAGCUCGAAAAGGCAUUACGACAAGAAGAAGAACGACAAUUGGUUGGCAAAAGACGAGCGAAAACUGAAUACAUAUUACCACCAACACCACCCGUAGACAUUUUUGAUAUGUCAAGAAAGAAAGCGAAACAUGCAAGACCAUUGAAAAAGAAAGGAAAAAAUGUAAAUUCUUUUUAAAAUAAUACCCCUCGCUACUAAUGCCUGUUAAUAAAUAAUCGAACAUUCU
This is a messenger RNA of Mucor mucedo, 824 nucleotides long. RefSeq lists its product as uncharacterized. The record is from RefSeq and is a predicted model, not a curated record. Bases 56 to 775 code for a protein of 239 amino acids. The transcript is spliced from 3 exons. Lineage: Eukaryota; Fungi; Mucoromycota; Mucoromycetes; Mucorales; Mucoraceae.